AUGGAUGAGUCAAAGAGUGUGUCAACGCCUGUUGGUGCACAUUUCAAAUUGUCUGCCUUAGACGAUGCUGAAGCAGAGACAAGUAUGGAGGAUAUUCCAUAUGCUAAUGCUAUCAGAAGCAUAAUGUAUGCUAUGAUAGGCACAAGGUGUGAUCUGGGAUAUGCAUUGGGGUUGGUUAGUAGGUAUAUUAGUAAGCCUGGGAUGGUUCAUUGGACUGCGGUUAAGUGGGUAUUAAGGUACCUGAAGGGAACACAAGAUCUGAAACUGUGCUUCAGGAAGAAUGAGGUAUUUAAGGUUGAAGGUUUCUGUGAUUCUGAUUUUGCUUCAGAUAUGGACAAGAGAAGGUCGAUCGCAGGUUAUGUUUUCAUGGCUGGUGGUAAUACAAUCAGCUGGAGAUCAAGUCUAAAAAGUGUAGUGGCUCUGUCAACGACUGAAGCAGAGUAUAUGGCGCUGGUUCAAGCGGUCAAAGAAGGAAUGUGGUUAAGGGGCUUAGCGGAGGAGCUUGGAUUCAAGCAAGACACGGUGGAGAUAUCGUGUGACUCUCAAAGUGCAUUGUGUCUAGCCAAGAACACUGUGUAUCAUGAGAGGACUAAGCACAUCAACAGAAAGAUGCACUUCAUCAGGGAUAUUAUCGCUCAAGGUGAUGUAAGUGUGAAGAAGAUCUGUACUAAUAAGAAUCAUGCUGAUAUAUUAACCAAGGUUGUUCCGGUUAAGAAGUUUGAGGAAGCGGUGGACUUCCUUGGGAUGUCUGAACACUGA
Messenger RNA from Brassica napus (rape), 759 nucleotides. Its product is annotated as secreted RxLR effector protein 161-like. Gene Ontology annotation, molecular function: nucleic acid binding. Bases 1 to 759 code for a protein of 252 amino acids. NCBI's taxonomy places the organism in Eukaryota, Viridiplantae, Streptophyta, Magnoliopsida, Brassicales, Brassicaceae. The record is from RefSeq and is a predicted model, not a curated record. The transcript has a single exon.